CGAUAUUGUUCAGUGAAAUGAGGUGGAAAAGUAGUAGUAGAUUGCAAAAGUAGGUUCCUUCUUCCUACUUCCUUAGGACUCCUUGUGUUAGAAUCAGCGUACCAAACCAAACCAAACCAAACUUAGCCAUUUUCUUUACCCACUACACGAUCACCAUCCCUAACCUUAACCCACACCAAUAAUGUAUAUGCCACUCCACACCAUCAACAGUACCAGAUACUAUUCAAUCUAAAGAUACAGACACCAUAAUAGACAACAACAUAGCACAAACAAACACAACAUCACACGUUUCUCAUUUCCUUUAAACCCGUUGGUUUGUGUUGCAACAGUCUUUUGUUCUUUCUACUUCUACAUAUAACAAGUAACAUACCCUUUUUAGCUUCUACAACCUUCAAUGGCCACUUCUCUUCUUUUCUUCAUCGCUUGUCUCUCUCUUCUACCAUCCUCUUAUUGCUCUCCUUUUCCACCUUCUGCUUCCUUUCUCUAUGAGCUUCAAUCUCAGUGCUCCCUUGCCGUCUCCCCUGACCCUCCUCUUCGGGUGGAUGGGAAUUUCAUAGAAGGGGUUUUGUCUGGCAGAAAGAGGGUUGGAUACAUUUCUAUACUCUUCUAUGCUUCCUGGUGUCGUUUUUCACGCAGAAUGCUUCCUGAAUUUGAGAUUCUUAGUUCCAUGUUUCCUCAAGUACAACAUGUAGCACUUGAGCAAUCUUCUGCUUUGCCCAGCUUAUAUUCAAAAUAUGGAAUCCAUAGCUUACCUGCAAUCUUACUGGUGAACCAGACAUCUAGGGUGAGAUAUCAUGGUCCAAAAAAUCUCAACUCCCUUGUAGAAUUUUAUGAGAGAAACACAGGAUUAGAAGCCAAGGACAAUGCUGUUGUUGGUCAACCGAGCAACUUUUUGAGUGAUGAACAUUCAACUAUGAAGGGCUUCUCCCUCAAAGAAAUAUUUAACAGGGAACCUUACUUGGCAUUAUCUAUAUUGUUUCUCUGUUUAAGGAUUAUUCUCUUUGUAUUUCCCACGAUUAUGCCACGCCUCAAAGCAUUCUGGACUUCCUAUGCUUCUCAUUUGAACUUGCAAAUAUUUGGCCAAGUGAUGGAACGUGUUCUUAAUGUAAUUGAUGUCAAGAGGAUUUGGACCAAGCUAAGACUAUGCAAGACCAGGAACUUUCAUGAAAGGGUGAGGAGCGCCCGGGUUUGGGCAUCAUCACUUGCUUCUGUUUCUCUUGGUGGCUCAUCAGCUAGGUGAUGGUCUCAAAUCUCAAUGUUUGAACUAACCAUGUUGUUCUAGUCAUUUUGAGGGUAGUGAAGAGUUUAUCAGAUAAAUCUUUUGCACAUAAACUCUUGUUCUCUUGCUAAUUUUGUUAGUAGUUAAAAAGGUGUUCAUGUCUGAGUUGGACUUUGGGAGAAAGUGAAUAGGCAUGUAAACUCAAGCACAUCUUUCCUUCUUUGUAAAUUCUGAAUGUAUACACACACGUUUUCUAAGUUUAAUAAAAUGUUUCUUUUUAUUUGUUUA
Molecule: messenger RNA, 1507 nt
Organism: Glycine soja
Lineage: Eukaryota; Viridiplantae; Streptophyta; Magnoliopsida; Fabales; Fabaceae
Product: 5'-adenylylsulfate reductase-like 5
Exons: 4
Coding region: 395-1240 (281 amino acids)
Source: RefSeq, a predicted model, not a curated record